CGUCCCGUCCAAAAUCAAACACAAUCCAAACAAAUAUGGCCGUACAAGCAUCACCCGGAAAACUCAAGGAAUUAAGAUUACCUAUUUCACGGGUAAGAACGAUUAUGAAAAGUUCACCUUAUGUUGAAGCAAUUGGCCAAGAUGGACUAUUUUUAGUAACCAAAGCAACAGAAUUAUUUAUUCAUUAUCUAACCGAAGAAGCACAUUCACAAUCAAAAAAAGGACACAAUUUAGAUUAUAAACAUUUGGCGGAAGUUGUACAAAGUAACGAUUGUUUAGAAUUUCUUCGUGAAAUAAUGCCAAGGAAAAUAACAGUUCGUCAAUUUAAACAAAUGAUGGCAGCAAAAAAUGCUGUAAGUUCUUCAGAUUCCGACUCCGAUAGUCAGUCAGAUAGUUCAUCAUCAUCAGACAGUGAUGAGGAAAACUCAGACGAUUCUUCAGAAGCAAACGAAGAUACUAAUAAGGCAAAUGGAAAAAGUGAAUCGAGUGAUAAAAGCGAGAACAGCAAUUCCAGCGACAGUGAUGAAGAUAAUAAAAUGUCCACCGAAAGCUAGUGACUUAUCAUUUUUUUUUU
Messenger RNA from Leptopilina boulardi, 574 nucleotides. It is a transcript of the gene Chrac-16, whose product is annotated as chromatin accessibility complex 16kD protein-like. The record is from RefSeq and is a predicted model, not a curated record. NCBI's taxonomy places the organism in Eukaryota, Metazoa, Arthropoda, Insecta, Hymenoptera, Figitidae. Gene Ontology annotation, molecular function: protein heterodimerization activity. The transcript has 2 exons. The coding region runs from base 36 to 554 and encodes 172 amino acids. Gene Ontology annotation, cellular component: CHRAC; nucleus.